Staurois parvus is the source of this 639-nucleotide messenger RNA. The record is from the annotation of a GenBank genome assembly. NCBI's taxonomy places the organism in Eukaryota, Metazoa, Chordata, Amphibia, Anura, Ranidae.
AUGGCUGGGGCCGUGUUACCGAGCUCUGUCAUCCGGGCUGUCAAUCAGCUGCUGAGGAGGAAGAGAUACCGAGCCGCCCUAGCCGUGAUCAAAGGAUUCCGGAAUGGAGCAGUGUAUGGAGCUAAAAUCCGGGCACCGCAUGCACUGGUGAUGACAUUCCUGUUUAAGUCUGGAAGUUUUAUAGACAAGCUGAAAGCCAUCCUCCAGGCGACAUUCACUCAUUCGCGGAAUCUUGCUUAUUUCGUCUUCACAUAUAAGAGCCUCUUGACAGCCCAGGAGAAAAUACAUGGAAGCAAAUGGCAGUUCCAUUCCUUCCUGGCAGCUUGUGUGGGCGGAUGGGUGGUAUUCGGAGAGAAUAAUCACAUCAAUAGCCAGAUAAACAUGUACUUGUUGUCUCGGAUCCUCUUCGGCUUGUCCCGGCUGGCAGUGGAGAAGGGAAUCAUCCCGGAGCCCAAGUAUGAUGUCUUCCCUAUUUUCUCAGCCCUGGUGUGGGGAAUUGUGCUCUGGCUGUUUGAAUACCACCGCCAUACUCUCCAGCCCUCGCUGCAGUCCUCCAUGACGUAUCUAUAUGAUGACAGCAACAUUUGGCAUGACAUCUCAGACUUCUUGAUAUACAACAAGCCUAAGCAGGAUAAAUAA